Rangifer tarandus platyrhynchus (Svalbard reindeer) is the source of this 1218-nucleotide messenger RNA. The record is from the annotation of a GenBank genome assembly. NCBI's taxonomy places the organism in Eukaryota, Metazoa, Chordata, Mammalia, Artiodactyla, Cervidae.
AUGACUCGCACCAGCUUGAAGAAAAAAUUCUUCAGCUGCUGUGUGCUCGUCUUUCUCCUGUUUGCGAUCAUCUGUGUGUGGAAGGAAAAGAAGAAAGGGAAUUUCUAUGAGUUCCUUAAACUGCAGAACAAGGAAUUCCAGCUGUUGCAGGGCCUGGAGAAACUGGCUGUGAGCUCUAGUUCCCAACCUGUGUCCUCGAGCAGCACCCACAACCCCCAGAGGAGCAGCCAGGCACUCGGUGGUCCCAAGGCCAAGUUGGAGACUACCUUCCAGGUGUGGGACAAGGACAGCUCCUCCAAAAACCUUAUCCCCAGGCUGCAAACCAUCCGGAAGAAUUAUCUGAGCAUGAACAAGUACAAAGUGACGUACAAGGGGCCAGGGCCCGGGGUCAAGUUCAGUGCAGAGGCCCUGCUUUGCCACCUCCGGGACCACGUGAACAUUUCGAUGAUAGAGACCACAGAUUUUCCCUUCAACACCUCUGACUGGGAGGGCUACCUGCCUCAGGAGAACAUUAGGACCAAGGCGGGGCCAUGGGGCAGGUGUGCUGUUGUCUCUUCAGCAGGAUCUCUGAAGUCCUCCCGGCUGGGUCGAGAAAUAGAUGAUCACGAUGCAGUCCUGAGGUUUAAUGGGGCACCCACAGUCAAAUUCCAACAAGACGUGGGCACGAAAACCACCAUCCGUCUGGUAAACUCUCAGUUGGUCACCACAGAAGCGGGCUUCCUCAAAGACAGUUUGUACAAUGAAGGAAUCCUAAUUGUAUGGGACCCAUCUAUUUACCAUUCAGAUAUCCCAAAGUGGUACAGGAAUCCCGACUACAGUUUCUUCAAUAACUUCAAGAGCUAUCGUAAGCUGCAUCCUGAUCAGCCCUUUUACAUCCUCAAGCCCCAGAUGCCUUGGGAGCUGUGGGACAUCAUUCAGGAAAUCUCCUCAGAGCAGAUCCAGCCAAACCCCCCAUCCUCUGGGAUGCUCGGCAUCGUCAUUAUGAUGUCGCUGUGUGACCAGGUGGAUAUUUACGAGUUCCUCCCAUCCAAGCGCAAGACUGAUGUGUGCUACUACUAUCAGAAGUAUUUCGACAGUGCCUGCACAAUGGGUGCCUACCACCCACUCCUCUUUGAGAAGAACAUGGUGAAGCACCUCAACCUUGGCACGGACGAGGACAUCUACCUGCUUGGAAAAGCCACGCUGCCUGGCUUCCGGACAAUUCGCUGCGGAGCAUAA